AUGUUUCUUCAGAUAUUAUCCUAUAUCGGGGCUGUCGUGGGUUUUUUAUUUCUAGUGCUAUCAAUUGCCUCGGGAUUAUACUACAUUUCAGAAUUGGUGGAGGAACAUACAGAGCCAACCAAACGGUUCCUUAGGAAGCUUAUCUACGGCAUAAUAGCAACAUUUGCACUUCUCGUGUUGUUCGACAAGUUCCCCGUCAAGUUAUCCUUGUUUUCGAUAUUUUCAUACUACAUUUACCUCCAGAACUUGGUCAAGUUCCCCCAUGUCGAAUUGACGAGCCCCGUUUUCUUAUCUAGCGUGGUGCUAGUCAUUGCCAAUCAUUUCUUGUGGUUCAAUCAUUUCCAUAACCCAGAGAUACCGUCGUUGGAUGCUUGGUUGCGCUCGGAUUACGUCCCGCCCAGAAUCCCCACUUUUCUUGAAAUCUGCUCAUUUUUUGGGCUUUUGGUGUGGUUCAUCCCCUUUGCAUUGUUUGUUAGUUUGAGUGCCCAUGAUAAUCUCUUGCCCCACCAUAAUGAGGUUCGCGUUAGUGAAGAUGGCAAAAAGAAGAAAAACGGGUUGGCCAAGGUGGUGGUGGCAGGCAUCAGAGAGUACAUAUACGCGUUUAGUAGGAAGUUGGGGUACGAAUUGGAUCCUCAUCGAGACUCCAUUGUAUACUAA
Messenger RNA from Lodderomyces beijingensis, 657 nucleotides. NCBI's taxonomy places the organism in Eukaryota, Fungi, Ascomycota, Pichiomycetes, Serinales, Debaryomycetaceae. The record is from the annotation of a GenBank genome assembly.